This is a messenger RNA of Pisolithus orientalis, 1805 nucleotides long. RefSeq lists its product as uncharacterized. The transcript is spliced from 2 exons. Gene Ontology annotation, molecular function: Hsp90 protein binding. Lineage: Eukaryota; Fungi; Basidiomycota; Agaricomycetes; Boletales; Pisolithaceae. The record is from RefSeq and is a predicted model, not a curated record. The coding region runs from base 79 to 1752 and encodes 557 amino acids.
AAUAUAAUCCAACUUGACCUUCGAAAGACAUCUCAAUACUCAUCACUUGAUAGUCUGUCCUCUACCAAACGCCGCUACAUGUCUUGGAAGGAGGCUUUUGAGAAAGGCAUAGCUAGUUUCCAAGGUGGGGAGCUAUCAGAAGCACUCUUGUGCAUGAAUCAGGCAAUCGAACUUCAAGGCGACAACUUCAGGAUUUACGACUCGCGAGCGGCGAUCCACGAGAAGCUUGGGAACCUCAAAGCGGCCCUUCUCGACUCUAAAAAAGUCAUAGAUCUCGCUCCAACACAGUGGCAAGGCUACACUCGCGCAACUCGCAUCUUUAUUUCUCUCGAGAAGCAUGACUCGGCUACGAAGAUGGUUGACCUGGCGUUAACUCGUCUCCAAGGUGACGAUUCCAAGCAUAGAGGAAAGCUCCUCGAACUGCGGGAAAAAUCUGUGCAAGCUCAGGUGGUUGUCGCAAAGAAACGCCAGUUACGUCUGGCGAAGGUGGCAUAUCAUGUUGGAAAGCUCCCAAUAGAAAUCCUUACUGAAAUAUUCGCUAUUCUCGUCGAUGCCGAUCCUUGUCAAGCCGUCCGGUUAUCCCGUGUUUGUGGUCACUGGCGUCGCGUUAUCGUUGGCACACCAAUCUUCUGGCGUACUUUGGUGCUUUCAAACCGACAUCCGGUACGCAAAAUAAAGACAUGGCUCGAACGCUCGGGGUCCCGCAUCGCCUCUUUGUCCGUACGACGAGCGCUGUCCCCUUCGGAGUUUCCGACCAUCCUUGCACACCUACGUAGUCUUUCUUGGAGUUAUAUCGAAGCCCUCCAUGCUCAUAGCUCAUUCUUUUCCGAGCUUUCCCAAUUACUUUCUGGAAUGUCUAUGACCCAUCUCUUCUCGAAUCUCAAACAGCUGUCACUAGAAUCUUGCGGAACAGUCGACUUUACCCACCCGCCUACGCGUGAGUGGAAACUCAGAGAACUGAGUUUGGUGGGAACGACACAGUUCCCUGAGUCACACUGGCGAUACUUGACUCAGCUCCGAGCGCUACACAUCCGUCAGUUGCCAACGCAUUUUCCCUUGUCCAUUAUCGAAGCCAUUCCGCUAGUCGAAAGUCUCGUGCUGGACUUUUCAACUUCUUUGAAAAUCCUAGGAACAAUCGAUAAACCCCUGCAGAUGAUUCAACUGAAAAGCAUUGAACUUCGAAAUGCUGAAAAUCCCCUCGGAUUAUUGGAAAACAUCGAUGCCCCUUUUCUCACAGACCUUACCAUCUUUGGCGCUGUUUCCAGAGUGGAUGAGGCUUUGCUUCAUGUGUUUCGUGAUGAACGGGAUAGCCUUGUCUCCUUGCGGUUGGGAAGUUGCUCCCUAAAUUCUGGGACGCUAAUUAGCAUCCUCUCCUGUGUUCCAUGUUUGGAGACACUCCAGAUUUACUGCAUUGAUGGAGUCGUCAACGAGACGCUUCGAUUCCUUGCUGGUAGAGACCCCUUAUCACCAUCACAGGCGACCGCUCAGCAGAGACUGCUGUGCCCUGCGUUGAAGCACGUGGAUGUGUCUCGUUGCCCAGAUCUCUUAACAAGUAGUGCAUUCGCCCUUGUCAAGAGUCGUUUGCAGAACGAAUUGGGGGCUGAUUCAGAAGCCGAAUCCUGCCCGCUCCAGUCACUACGAACAGAUGGAUGUCUGAAGAUGGAUGGUGACAUCUUGCAGUGGUUCAGAUUGAAGGUCCCGUAUUUCAGUUGCGUUUACAUGACCAAGAAAGAAGCCAGACAACGACACUGAAAAUUUACUUGGUGUACUACUAGAUAAUAUUUCACUCCAUAAUUGAAUUGAGG